This is a messenger RNA of Mesorhabditis belari, 996 nucleotides long. Lineage: Eukaryota; Metazoa; Nematoda; Chromadorea; Rhabditida; Rhabditidae. The record is from the annotation of a GenBank genome assembly.
AUGGGCGAUCCUGAUUUGAAUGUCGACAACUUGAUCACGCGUCUCCUUGAAGUUCGAGGAUGCCGGCCAGGAAAGACAGUGUCAAUGACAGAAAACGAGAUCAAGGCACUCUGCCACAAAUCGAGGGAAAUCUUCCUUUCGCAGCCAAUCCUUUUGGAGCUCGAGGCGCCGCUUAAAAUCUGCGGCGACAUCCAUGGACAGUACAACGACCUAUUGAGGCUGUUCGAGUAUGGAGGAUUUCCCCCAGAGGCCAACUAUCUCUUCUUGGGUGACUACGUGGAUCGUGGCAAGCAAAGUUUGGAGACGAUUUGCCUUCUUCUCGCCUAUAAAGUCAAGUACCCUGAAAACUUCUUCUUGCUCCGUGGCAAUCACGAGUGUGCUUCCAUCAAUCGUAUUUACGGAUUUUAUGACGAGUGCAAGAGGCGAUUCUCGAUCAAAUUGUGGAAAACUUUCACCGACUGUUUCAACUGUUUGCCGAUUGCCGCUCUGAUCGACGAGAAGAUUUUCUGCUGUCACGGAGGCCUGUCACCUGAUCUACAAAACAUGGAACAGAUUCGUCGAAUCAUGAGACCGACCGAUGUUCCUGAUACAGGUCUUCUUUGCGAUUUGUUGUGGUCGGAUCCAGAUAAAGAUGUGCAAGGAUGGGGUGAAAACGAUCGUGGAGUCUCGUUCACGUUUGGACCAGAUGUUGUCGCUAAGUUCCUGAAUCGACAUGACUUGGAUUUGAUUUGCCGAGCCCAUCAGGUUGUGGAGGACGGCUACGAAUUCUUUGCAAAACGGCAACUCGUAACAUUGUUCUCGGCACCAAACUAUUGUGGAGAAUUCGAUAACGCAGGAGGAAUGAUGAGUGUAGACGAAACAUUGAUGUGCUCGUUCCAGAUUUUGAAACCAUCUGAAAAGAAGGCCAAAUAUCAAUAUCAAGGAUUGAACUCUGGUCGACCUCCCGCAAAUGCUGGCACUCGACCCGGAACUACUGCUACUGGUGGAAAGAAAAAG